Vigna angularis (adzuki bean) is the source of this 4675-nucleotide messenger RNA. Its product is annotated as protein STICHEL-like 3. The transcript has 7 exons. Gene Ontology annotation, biological process: DNA-templated DNA replication; DNA repair. Gene Ontology annotation, cellular component: DNA polymerase III complex; DNA replication factor C complex; nucleus. The coding region runs from base 859 to 4434 and encodes 1191 amino acids. Lineage: Eukaryota; Viridiplantae; Streptophyta; Magnoliopsida; Fabales; Fabaceae. Gene Ontology annotation, molecular function: ATP binding; DNA clamp loader activity; DNA binding. The record is from RefSeq and is a predicted model, not a curated record.
CUUUAUUGGCAGUGUGUCCUCUGUUCCCAGAAUUGUGUCUGAGAGUGUGUCUAGAACGGAUCUUACAAUCCCAUACUCUCACCCCCUUCUCUCUCUCUUUCUCACUUUCUCUUCCUGCUAUUUCAAGCUUUGUACUGUUCGUUUUUCUCUCUCUUCAAGUCAUGGGUUGGUUGGAGUUGGGACUAUCGUUUUCUCGCUCUCGUGAAGUGCAUGUGAAGCUUGCUGAGAGAUCUGAGGCUUAAUAAUCCAAACGGGUCGCCUUCCUUUUUCUGAUUCAGGCGUUUGAGGGAUAACGUUGUUCUAUCUUGAGUGAGUCAGUCAGUGCACUUCUGUGGAGCUUUGAGCUAAUGGGGUGUUUGCUUCUUCUCUUCUUUUUGCUUGUUUAGCUUAAAAAUUGUGCCUUCUGGCGUUUGAAGCUGUUGGGGUAGCAUCACUAUUUUUGUGGUCUGCAAAGUUCCUUCCUUUUGGUUCUUUGGUUAGUUCAAUGGGUUUGGUUGAAUGUUGGGCUAUGUUUGUGGAGUAUGUGGUGGGGAUUUUGGUGGUUGGAGAUUCUUCUUGAAGGGUAUUUUUUCUUACUGGGUCGAAUCUUGGUGGGUCUUAGUGUUGGUUUUUAGUGUUCAUGGGAUAAUUGACCAUGGGAGUCGCUGUUUCCCUUUUUAGGGAGUUUGAAUUCUAGCCUUAUUUUGGCAUUUCCGGGGUGAUUAAUGGGUGUUGAAGUCUGAGCAUUUUUUUUAGUGUUCCUUUUUUACGCUAUAACAGUGAAAGCUUGGCACUGUUAUAGACAAAAAUGAGCGUUUUUCUGAUUUGUUAUAUUAAUUUAGAAGGGAUUCUGCUGUUAGAACGGCUGGUGUUCUGAUCAUGACUAGGGCUGUUCGUAGUAGGGUGCUUAAAGAUGCCAAUGGUGAUAUUAGUGAUCAUCUUCGCAACCACAUCCAUUUGACAAAUUGCAUUCAUCUGAAGAACCAUAUGCACAAAAACAGCCCCAUUCUGGCUGAUAGGUCAAUCAUGAGAGACCUUGUUGUGCUGCAGAGAUCGCGGUCUCUUCGAGACCCUUCUGCAAGUCCUCCAUCAUGGCACUCGCCUUCUGUGGUUGACAUGCUUUUCAAAAGAGUUGAAAAUGACGCGGUGUCUCAAGGGGGGAGAAGGUCUGUAGGUGUUGAGAGAAGGAAGGAAGGGAGAAGAUUAUCUGGAACUUCACCACCCUUGGUGAGUAUAGCUUCAUCAAGAGUUGCCCCAGGUGAGAUUGGUAGGGGUACUGAUGGGAUAACGGCACCUAGUGAACGUAGCAGCAGGAGUGGAGUGGGAGAUGGCAGGAGGGUUGGGAGAGAGGAAUCUGGUAGGAGGAAUGAAAAGCCUGACUUUUUGGAUGUUAAUCAAGAGGACCCUCUCAAUCAAGCUGGGAAAAGUUUGGCUGAAGAUGUUAUUUCCAGGCAUUCCGAGUCUAAAGAUAGAAAGAGCAAACAGAGGGGGAAGAAUGUUCGAGAUUCUCAAGUGAAGACGCUUUCUGAGCAGCUGAAUGAUGUUCCUUUGGAUAGUGAUGAUCUAGCAUCAACAAAUAUUCAUUUUCGUGGAAGGUUUCCUAGACAGGAGAAAAUUAUCGAGGAGGCAGAUUCCCGGGUGCGCAGUAGUGGAAGUGGAAUGAAUAGGGGGAAAAGGCGUAAGUUUCGAAGUGCUCGAAGAACUCGUGUUGCCACAACAUCAAGAGAAAUUGGAGCUGAGAAUGAACUUUCUGUGGCUUCCAACUCAAUAGCUCAGGCUUCAGCCCACCAGAAAUAUCACUUGGAGGGGGCUGAUGAGUUUGGAGAUGAUAAUGUUACUAGGGCUCCGAAAAAUGGGUGUGGCAUUCCAUGGAAUUGGUCCAGAAUUCAUCACAGGGGUAAAACAUUCCUUGACAUGGCUGGAAGAAGUUUGUCUUGUGGUUUAUCAGACACUAGGUUGAAGAAAGGGACAUUUGCUGACAAUGGAAGACAUAUUUCUGAGAUGCCUGUGGCAUCUGAGCAUUCAAGCUCAUAUACUAAGUCUGAUGCAGAGGCAUUGCCCUUGCUAGUUGAGGCAUCUGUGUCUCACGCAAGCACUGAAAAUGCUUGUUGGGAUCAUGACUAUUCUGGGGAACUAGGUCUUUUUGGUGAUAACUUAUUCAAGCGUGAUGUUGAUUCUGAUCUCGCAUCCGAAGCUAGAUCUGGUGAUCAGCGUAAGUUGAGAGGGAAUCGCCACAGUCGACACCAAAGUUUAACACAAAAGUACAUGCCUCGAACCUUUAGAGAUAUGGUUGGGCAAAAUUUAGUGGCACAAGCUCUUUCUAAUGCAGUAAUGAAGAGAAAAGUUGGAUUGUUGUACGUGUUCUAUGGUCCCCAUGGCACUGGAAAAACGUCUUCUGCUCGCAUAUUUGCAAGAGCUCUGAAUUGUAAUUCUUCAGAACACCCAAAACCUUGUGGAUUUUGCAAUUAUUGCAUAGCGCAUGAUAUGGGCAAGAGUAGAAAUAUAAAGGAAGUAGGUCCAGUUAGCAAUUUUGACUUUGAGAGCAUCAUGGACCUACUGGACAAUAUGAUUGUUUCUCAGCUUCCAUCACAUUACAGAGUGUUUAUUUUUGAUGACUGUGAUACUCUGUCGACGGAUUGUUGGAAUGCUAUAUCGAAGGUCAUUGACCGAGCACCUAGACGUGUCGUUUUUAUCCUUGUCAGUUCUAGUCUUGAUGUCUUGCCUCAUAUAAUAAUAUCCAGGUGUCAAAAAUUCUUUUUCCCAAAGCUGAAGGAUGCGGAUAUUGUACAUACUCUGCAGAGGAUUGCAACCAAAGAAGGUCUAGAAAUUGAGAAGGAUGCCCUGAAACUGAUUGCAUCAAGGUCGGAUGGAUCUAUGAGAGAUGCUGAGAUGACCCUUGAACAACUUAGUUUACUUGGACAGAGAAUAUCCGUUCCUCUUGUUCAGGAAUUGGUAGGGCUAAUCUCUGAUGAGAAAUUGGUGGAUCUGCUUGAUUUGGCAUUAUCGGCAGACACAGUUAACACCGUGAAGAAUUUAAGAGUGAUAAUGGAAACCGGUGUGGAGCCAUUGGCUUUGAUGUCACAACUUGCUACAGUAAUUACAGAUAUACUUGCUGGGACCUAUGAUUUCACAAAAGAAAGGCGUAGAAGGAAGUUCUUCCGUAGACAACCAUUGUCCAAAGAAGACAUGGAAAAGCUGCGCCAAGCUCUGAAAACUUUAUCUGAGGCUGAGAAGCAACUGAGGAUGUCCAAUGACAAGCUAACAUGGCUGACAGCUGCUUUACUUCAGCUUGCUCCGGACCAGCAAUAUGUGUUACCAACAUCAUCUGAUAAUAGUUUCAACCAUAGUCCGUUCACUCUAAAAGAUGCAGAUGCGAGAGAAGCUGCUAGACUGAAUGGUAAUCCUGUUGACAUUCCUAACAAAACUAGACGAUUAUCAAUGGAUGCUAGAAUUGAAAAUUUCCAUGCUGGAAGCUCAGCAGAUGGUCUGACAAGGGGUCUUGGUUCUGAGAAGAAGCGACAUAGUGUGUCUGGUUUUACUCCUCAACAUACACAUUUCCAAGCCACUGAUAAGAUUAAGAUGAACGAGAGGCAAAUUUUGGGUAAAGGCCGGAAAGAAAUUGGAGAUAUAUGGUCAGAGGUGCUUGAGAGAAUACAAGUUACUGGUCUGAAAGAGUUUCUGUUUAAAGAAGGCAAGCUGAUCUCUGUUAGUUUUGGGGCAGCUCCAACUGUGCAGCUAAUGUUUAGUUCUCAUUUGACCAAAUCUACUGCCGAGAAGUUCACAGGCCAAAUCUUACAAGCAUUUGAAUCUGUCCUUGGAUCUUCUAUAACAAUAGAAAUUAGAUGUGAGUCAGGCAAAGAUGCUGGAUCUGCUGUUCAACAGCCUCCUACAUUGCCUGCUACUAAUGAUAUUCUGUCUCAGAUAAGAGACUUUAACGGUGUUGGUUCUCAAGCUCAUCCAACAUUAACUGAUUCUGUUGAAAAAAGAAGGGGUGAAAUUGUAGAAGAAGCAUCUUCUCAAGUGGAGCACAAGACUAAUGAGCAGCAGGUAAAUGGUCAUGGAACGUCUUAUAGAAAAUUAGAAGGUACAAGUAUAGGACACACAUCAGUUUCCCAAAACAAGCCAAUUGUUAAGUCGCAGUUAGACCAAAGAAAGCUUACGGAGCAAAAUCAAAGUCGAAGUCUUGUAAGAAGCAAAGUAUCUCUUGCUCAUGUAAUCCAGCAAGCAGAAGGCCAGAGAAGUGGGUGGUCAAAACGUAAAGCAGUUUCUAUUGCUGAGAAGCUUGAACAAGAGAAUUUGAGACUGGAGCCAAGAUCAAGAAGCUUGCUAUGCUGGAAAGCAUCAAGAGCAACUCGGCGAAAGCUGUCACGGUUGAAAAUUCGUAGUCGAAAACCACGUGCAUUGCUGAAUCUGGUCUCGUGUGGGAAAUGUCUGUCUACAAAAUCUCCGAGGUAGUAUGCAUGUUGGAAUGUUGUGGGUUGAUUCAAUACCCAUUUGUAUUACCAGUAUUUAGGCUUUUUCCUCAAGUGUUAUAGGGUCAAGCCUUUUCUAUUCUUCUUUUCAUUUAAUUCAAUAAAAGCAUGUAGCUAUAUAUAUCAGAUGAAGAAAAUGUAGGAAAGUAGUAAAUCCCAUUUUAGUGAUAAGAUGUUGUAUAUUUUUCCUUACCAUAAAUUUUAUGCAAAUUUUAACUCAGGUC